UGGAAAUAGACAGUAGCCUGACUGCGCGUUUCGCUACCAUAGCCGGGAUGCGCUCUUACAAGUGCAACUUUGCCGUGUUGCCCUUUGACUUUGCCGCUUCUUUUUCAAUUGUCUGAUAUAUCUUUCUUUGCUUUUUUGCUGUGAUUCAGGUUAUUUUGUUGAACAAGUGUGGGUGGAAUUGACGUGGUAUUUAUAAUUAAACCUGGUGUAUUGUUUCGUUGGAACGUCAUGCACAUUGUUUUUACGCACGGCUUUUUUUGUGUGAUUGACAGAAUGUCAAUGAUUAUAAAUUUAUAUUAAUUGUGUUUUUUACAAUUAGACAUCAAAUAUCUAUGAAACUAAAGAAAGAAUAUAGUGAAUUUGUAAGAUAUGGAUACUAUAAAAAUGAAUUUGAUGAUACCAAUGUCACCCAAACUUGUAAAAAAUUUACUUGCAGCUCACCAACCUGCAAAUACAAGCUUGCAACUGGCAAGUGCUCCAGUGAUAAUUGUACAAGAAGAACCUGAAAAUUCUUCAAAUUGGUAUCAAGUUCCAAACAGCGAUGUCCUUGUUAAAAAUGUAAAAUUAAAUCUUCCUGUUAGACAUGUUCAACAACCUUGCAUGUCUCUUAGAAAUAUUAGAAACCUACACCCUUCAAAUACGCACGUAUCUAAGAAAAGUAGUGAUCUGCAAGAAUCAUUAAGCAAUAUAGAAGUGUUAGAGGCUUUUUCCAAUACAAAACUGAUACAACCGAGUGCAACAAAAAUUUUAUCAUCUGGAAAGACAGCUACUAUACAAAAAAUAAUAGAAUCACUCCCACAGGAAAAUGAAUCGGAAACUGUAGAUGAAUCUAAAAAGCCUCCUCAUAAGAGAGGAGGAAAACCAUCAAAAAAUUGGAGAGACGCUAUAAAAGAUGCUCUUUACAAAUGUGAUAUAUGUGAUGAAGAGUUCAAAAAACGGUACUUAUAUCAAAGGCAUAUGCACGAACAUUCUCAAGAAAAACCUCACCAUUGUCCUAAAUGUUCUGCAUCAUUUAAUGUGCCAAUGAAUUUUACAUUACACAUGGCAACACAUAACAUUGGCGAACCAAAAUGUCCCAUGUGCAAUAAACGAUUUGCCCGCAUAGCUAGUCUUAAAGCGCACAUGGUUAUGCACGAGAAAGAUGAGAAUCUCUAUUGUCCCGAGUGUGAUGGUAUUUUUGAAACGAAGUCGCAGUUGGAAGCCCACAUGAAGCUGCACGAUACGGAGAAGUGGCCGAGCGAGGAUUUCCGCAAGUGCAAGCUUUGCCGCGCAAAGUUCACUCAUCCGGCGCUCUACCGACAACACUUGCGCGACCAUUAUAAAGUGCAAACGAAGAUUGAAAAGCUGACCAAACGAGGAGUCGUCAAGCAGAGGACCAUCAAUAGUUGUCGAAUCUGCGAAAAGUCGUUCGAGAAACCAAGUCAGCUGGCACGACAUUUGCGGGUCCACACCGGCGAGAAACCUUAUAAGUGCAAUCUGUGCAAUCGCAGCUUCACGCAGAAAGGCUCGCUGAAAAUUCACAUAUGGCAGCACGAAGGCAACAGGCCGCACAGCUGCUCGUUCUGCCGCGCUAAGUUCAGUCAAAAAGGCAACCUGAAUUCGCACAUUUUGAGAACGCACGUGGUUCGCGAAGGCUCGACGGUUUAUCGUUGCUCUCAUUGCCCGUGUGUGUUCAAAACCCUUGGCAGUGUGAACGGGCACAUCAAUCGAGUUCACGGCAAGGACAGGCAGCCGCGCAAGGAUGCCGAAAAUCAGGAGCAGGAGGAAGGCCAGGCUGAAGAAAACGAAGAAGAACGUGACCACGAGAUCCACGAGGUCAUGAAUCAGAUCGCCGAUCUUGAAUCCUGCCUGCAGAAUACGAGUCUUGCGAGGCGACCUGGCGAAGAUGAUAUUGUUUGCGAGAAUGGCAAUCUGCAGAAGAAAUUCAGUGCUACGACUGAAAGUGAUGCUAAUUUUCAGGAAGGCUUCGUCGUCACUGAUGAUAAUGAAAAGACGGCGAUGGUCACGGUUUUGGACGAGGCUUCUAGUGACAUAGAACGCAAGUACGUUAAGUUAAAGCAGCGAUAUGUAAAUAACUCUAGAGUCUACGAAUGCUCCUACUGUGAUAAAAUAUUCAAAAAGCCAUCGGAUCUUAGGAGGCAUUUACGAAUACACACAAGAGAAAAGCCCUUCAAAUGCAACAUUUGCAAACGAAGUUUUAGUUUGAAAUCAACAUUGGUGGCGCAUGAGCGUGUACACAAAACGGAAGAAAGAUUCAAGUGCCGAGUUUGUAAUGCCACUUGGAGAUCUCAAAGGCAACUCUUAGAUCACGAGAAAUUACACACAGAAAAUUACACGUGCGUCGUAUGCAGUAAGACAUUCACGAGUUUCAAAAUGCUAAAAGAUCAUUCGGCAGAUCACGAAUUUACCAAACCAAAGAAACAAGUCAGUGAGGAAGUAAAAAAUUUAGCUGGAAAAGUUCAAUUAAAGGAUCCACUUGAAUUGAAGGUAGCGAGUAAUGGUUUACUUCUAGCUGAGCCUAAAUAUCGAAACGACAUUAUCAACGGCAGAGGUAGGCCUCACAAAUGUCCAUCUUGUCCAGCUGCUUUCAUGAAGCUCAGCCAUCUGAAGCAGCAUCACAGAAGGCACACGGGCGAGAGACCUUUUGAAUGUUAUUUGUGCAAUAGAAAAUUUUCAACGACUAGUGCUCUCAAUGCUCACGGUCGGAUACAUGAUGCUACAAAACCUUUUGUUUGUCCAGUUUGCUCCAUGAAUUUCACAACUAACAGUAGUAUGAAGAGACAUUUAGUUACACAUACGAACAAGCGACCUUAUAUGUGCCCAUAUUGUAAUAAAACAUUUAAGACGACUGUUAGUUGUAGAAAACACAUUAAAGUUCAUAAACUUGAAAUAGCUGAGGAAGAAGUUAAAAGACAAAAACACGGAGAAGAAUCUUCUCUAAAAAUUAAUAAUGGAGGUGUAACUCUUCAACCUCUUUUGAUUGGGCCAAAGCAUAACUUAAACUCUCAACUUGAAGCAACCACCAAAGAAAAAAGUCGGUCUUACAUGUCUAUUUUGCCAACUUCGCAAAAUGUUGUAGCUAUAGGGCAAAACCUACCCACAAUAAACAACCCUAAUCUAGGUGCAGAUCAAAAUUUUCCUGCCAACGAAACAAGCACAGUUACAAUAGUUAAUUAUUCAAAUGAUCAAACUUUUACUCCUGACAGCAUAAAAACUUUACAAGACACGUUAAAUCAACAAUUACUUAAUAUUGACGUAAAUCUGGAAGUAAAGGAUAAUAAAGUAAUCGAAAAUCAAGCUUCAUUGGAUACUCAAAAUUCACCUAUUUUGAGUAUUAUUUAUAGCGAUGGGAAGACUUAUGAGUCUCAAAUCAAUACACCUGUAAGCAACUUCGUUCCUGAAUUAAAUACCUUUGAUAUUAAUGAAAUGACAUUACAGACAUUAAAGAAUGAAAUAGAAAUGAGAAUUACUCCAGCAACUUCGACAAAUAUGACUAAUAUAUUACCAAAUUCUAUUCAACGAAGUCCGACUUUAUGCACAACUUCAAUAUCUGACAAUAAUAAUCAAACAGUCAAUAUUUGUUCGACAAAAAGUAAUCAGUCUCCAAAAAAUCAAAUUCUAUUUGAAGAUAGCAAUCUUCAAUGUCAUAUGUGCAACAAACGAGAGUUUACUGCAGACAGUUUGAAAGAACAUUUAAAAACGCAUCAGAGUAGCAGAGAAUUCGAGUGUACGUAUUGCCUUUCAAAAUUUUGCUCAAAUGGCGGUUUGAGCAGACAUAUGAAAAUUCAUGAAACUCCCGAAACGCAUAAAUGUUACGACUGCAAUCAAGAAUUCUCCACAUCACGAGAAUUAACUGUACAUAUUAAAGAGCACGUCAGGCAAGAAUUGGAAUUGAAAAACGCUAUAGGUCCUAAUGAAACUAUAGAUGUUGGAUUAAAAGAUAUAAAACCAGAAAAAAAAAGCAAUCAGUGUACGUAUUGCUCGAAAAUUUUUCGUAAACCGAGCGAUCUUAAAAGACAUAUUAGAACACAUACCGGUGAACGACCGUACAAAUGUCCGUAUUGCGAUAAAAGCUUCGCCGUUAAAUGUACGUUGGAUUCUCACGUAAAAGUACACGACGGUGUAAAAAAAUUUCAUUGUUACGUAUGCAGUAACGUGUUUGCAACAAAAGGCAGUCUUAAAGUUCAUAUGCGACUGCACACAGGUGAUAAACCAUUUAAAUGUGAUAUGUGCGAUACGAGAUUCCGUACUUCCGGACACCGGAAAGUCCAUAUGGCUUCCCACACACGUGAAUCCGUCACAUCAGUGCGUAAAUCACCAAAGCAAAACCUAAACUCGCCAAAUUCAACUAUCGAGGUAUCUCAAAAAAAUGUAUCGCCUCAAAUGAUAGUAUCUCCUGAACUCUUGUCAAAUCAAUAUCAAAUUGACAAUCAAACGAUUGCCAACGAUCAGAAUCAAUUCGAUAACUUGACAAUUGAUCAAACUCUCAACACUAUAACGUUGAAUUCAGUUAAUGACCAGAUUACUUUCAAUACUGAUGGAGCAAUAUUAAACAACAGUUCGGGUCUUUUAAAUCUGAAUGAUAACAAUCAAUUAGCUGCAAAUUUACAGUACUUUUUGACGAACGGACUUGUUUCGGUGCGAAUGGAUGAUUCUACAAUUAACACUCAAUUACCUGUGCCAAUAGUCGACCUUAUUCCUGAGGAAUUUAGCGAGAUUAAUGCAAACGAUGCCCAAAAACAAAUUUCUGAUUCACAAAUUGUUAUCGUGCCCGAAACUUUCAAUUCAGAUUCCGGGUUAACAAAUGUUAACAAUUUUGAUUUGGAAAAUUGUUUAGUUCUUCACUUAGACGAUAAUGGUGCUAUGUCGUAUCCCAUCAAAGAGAAUGUUAAAACUCCAAAACAGCCGAAAACGUCAAAUAUUACAAUGAAACGUCAAUGCGAUAUUUGUGGAAAAACGUUUUCUAAGCCAUGUCAAGUCGAGCGGCACAAGCGCAUUCAUACAGGCGAACGACCCUUUAAAUGUAAGCUCUGCGACAAAUGUUUUGCUCAAAAGUCAACUCUAAAAAUGCAUCUGAAACACCACACUGGAGAUCGUCCUUAUCCUUGUCCGCAAUGCGAACGUUCCUUCACUCAGAGUGGAAAUUUACAAACUCAUUUAAAACGCGUCCACAAGCUUGAUUCUACGGACAUCAAGCAUUUGGCUAAACAACAGAAUAUUAAUUAUGAUACGACUCUUGAUUUUGUUGAUUUUUCAUUUGCGGAUUUGUUGAAGUAA
Messenger RNA from Phymastichus coffea, 5277 nucleotides. RefSeq names its product zinc finger protein 236-like. The record is from RefSeq and is a predicted model, not a curated record. Bases 370 to 5277 code for a protein of 1635 amino acids. NCBI's taxonomy places the organism in Eukaryota, Metazoa, Arthropoda, Insecta, Hymenoptera, Eulophidae. Gene Ontology annotation, biological process: negative regulation of transcription by RNA polymerase II; regulation of cytokine production; regulation of immune system process. The transcript has 21 exons.